This is a messenger RNA of Arthroderma uncinatum, 1278 nucleotides long. Its product is annotated as carboxypeptidase A1. The record is from RefSeq and is a predicted model, not a curated record. Gene Ontology annotation, biological process: proteolysis. Bases 1 to 1278 code for a protein of 425 amino acids. The transcript is spliced from 6 exons. Gene Ontology annotation, molecular function: metallocarboxypeptidase activity; zinc ion binding. NCBI's taxonomy places the organism in Eukaryota, Fungi, Ascomycota, Eurotiomycetes, Onygenales, Arthrodermataceae.
AUGCGUUCGGUCCUGUCGUUCGCGCUGCUUGCGGCCAAUGUGGUCUCUGCAGCCGUCGUGGCCCCCUUUGACUAUUCUGGAUACAAGGUCAUCCGUAUCCCUACCCAGAAAGGGAACGUCAAGGAGGUGCAAAGAAUCAUUACUGAUCUGAACCUUGACACCUGGAAGUACCCCAAGACUGAAGGCCAGAAUGCGGAUAUCGUGGUCCCUCCAAAGCAGAUUCCCUCCUUUAUGGAGCGCAUCGCUGGAAUGGAUAGUCAAAUCAUGCACGAGAAUCUUGGCAUGUCAAUCAGCAACGAGACCUCCUUCGAGGCCUACGAGGCUGGUUUUGCCCCUGAUAUCAAUUGGUUCAAGUCAUACCACAGUUACCAGGACCAUAUUUCCUACCUCCAGGACCUGCAAGGUCUAUUCCGCAGCCGCUCGGAAUUUGUAGACGCAGGAAAGAGUCACGAAGGUCGCACGAUCCCCGCCCUCCACCUCUGGGGUAAGAGUGGAAAGAACUCGAAGCCAGCCAUCAUCUUCCACGGAACCAUCCAUGCCCGUGAAUGGAUCACCACCAUGCCACAACAGGUCACCGAAUACUUGGCUUGGUCUCUCCUCUCCCAAUACAACAACAACGAAGAUAUUACCUCGAUUGUCGACAACUUUGAUAUCUGGGUUUUCCCAAUUGUUAACCCAGAUGGCUUUGCGUAUACCCAGACCAACAAUCGUCUGUGGCGCAAGAACCGUCAACCCAACCCCAACGCCAGAUGCCCUGGACGUGAUCUCAACCGCAACUACCCCUACCAGUGGGUCGGACCUGGAUCCUCAUCCAACCCUUGCUCCGAUACUUACAGAGGCGCUCAAGCUGGUGAUGGAACUGAGAUCAAGGUUCACAUUGCUAACAUGAAGAAGAUCUCAGCCUACCAUGGCAUUGCCAUGUUCGUUGACUGGCACUCUUACGGCCAGCUCUUUAUGUCGCCAUACGGAUACUCUUGCACUGCCCGCCCAAGUACCGAUGCCAGACAUCAGGAACUUUCCAAAAUCUUUGCCCAGGCCUUGAAGGCCGUGCACGGAACUCCAUUCAAGACCGGCCCUAUCUGCAGCACCAUCUACCAAGUUAACGGCGACAGUGUCGACUGGGCUCUCGAGGUCCUUAAGGUGAAGCUGUCUUUGACUGCUGAACUCCGUGACACCGGAUCCAGUGGAUUUGUCCUCCCAGCUGCCCAGAUUAUCCCAAGUGGUGAGGAGACUCUUGCUGGAACAGUUGCUAUGUUGAAGGCUGUGAUCAGCGGUUGA